AUGGCACCUCCUAAAGCCCAAAGAGCAUUGGAUUUCUUCCGACAAGGGAGGAGAGACCGGCAGCGUUCCGACCAAGAUGGCGGCGGCUCCCACUCACCUGCGCACAACUCUGAUGCAGGCUCCAACAAUGAUUCGAGGCAAACCUCCACAGGUAACCUCUCGGUGUCAGAAAAGAGGCUGGCGGCUAUGCUCCAAGAGCGGCGCACAUCUAUGAGAACCGACUUUCAAACAGCGGUCUCAGACAUGCGCAAAGACCUACUCGAGGUAGGGUCACGAGUAAACACCCUAGAAGAAAAAACUGGAAACAGAUAACAAGUGCCUUAAGGAAAAAAUGGCAACCCAGGAUCGCUCCCGCCGCAAAAACAUCUGCGUGCGUGGAGUGCUGGAAAAAAUAACGCACGAGGAGCUGCCGUCUUACUUGCUACAGCUCUUUCAGGCAAUUCAGCCUACCGUGGAACCAGCGGACCUCUGCCUCGACCGGGCGCACAGUGUGCCGAAACCAAACAACCAAACAACCUCGCACAAGAUGUACCAAGGGAUAUAG
Messenger RNA from Pelobates cultripes (western spadefoot toad), 544 nucleotides. The record is from the annotation of a GenBank genome assembly. Lineage: Eukaryota; Metazoa; Chordata; Amphibia; Anura; Pelobatidae.